This is a messenger RNA of Jaculus jaculus (lesser Egyptian jerboa), 504 nucleotides long. RefSeq names its product leptin (gene Lep). The record is from RefSeq and is a predicted model, not a curated record. Gene Ontology annotation, cellular component: extracellular region. The coding region runs from base 1 to 504 and encodes 167 amino acids. NCBI's taxonomy places the organism in Eukaryota, Metazoa, Chordata, Mammalia, Rodentia, Dipodidae. The transcript is spliced from 2 exons. Gene Ontology annotation, biological process: positive regulation of phosphatidylinositol 3-kinase/protein kinase B signal transduction; positive regulation of p38MAPK cascade; positive regulation of receptor signaling pathway via JAK-STAT. Gene Ontology annotation, molecular function: peptide hormone receptor binding; hormone activity.
AUGCGCUGGAGACCGCUGUGCCAGCUCCUGUGCCUUUGGCCCUACCUGUCCUAUGUCCAGCCUAUGCCGAUCCAGAAAGUCCAGGAUGACACCAAAACCCUCAUCAAGACCAUUGUCACCAGGAUCAAUGACAUUUCACACUCGCAGUCUGUGUCUUCCAAGCAGAGGGUUACUGGUUUGGAUUUCAUUCCUGGGUUCCAUCCCAUCCUGAGUUUGUCUAAGAUGGACCAGACACUGGCAAUCUACCAACAGAUCUUCACCAGUCUGCCUCCCCAUAAUAUGGUACAAAUAUCGAAUGACCUGGAGAACCUCCGAGACCUUGUCCACCUGCUGGCCUCCACCAAGAGCUGCCCACUGCCCCAGACAAGCGGUCUGCAGAAGCUGGAGAACUUAGACGGUGUCAUGGAAGCCUCACUCUACUCCACCGAGGUGGUGGCCCUGAGCAGGCUGCAAGGCUCUCUGCAGGACAUGUUGCAGCAGCUGGACGUUGGUCCUGGCUGCUGA